Molecule: messenger RNA, 2244 nt
Organism: Lycium barbarum (goji berry)
Lineage: Eukaryota; Viridiplantae; Streptophyta; Magnoliopsida; Solanales; Solanaceae
Product: vacuolar-processing enzyme-like
Exons: 8
Coding region: 138-1310 (390 amino acids)
Biological process (GO): vacuolar protein processing
Molecular function (GO): cysteine-type endopeptidase activity
Source: RefSeq, a predicted model, not a curated record
AUGACCCAACAAUAAAUCUGAAUGUAAUAUCUUAAGAACUUAUUUAGUUGGUCAUUGACUGAUUUCAGGCUGAUGUAUGCCACGCUUACCAAUUACUGAAGGAUGGCGGUCUUAAAGACGAGAACAUCAUUGUAUUCAUGUACGAUGACAUUGCCAACAAUACUGAUAAUCCCAGACCUGGUGUCAUCAUCAAUAAUCCACAUGGACGUGAUGUUUACAAAGGUGUCCCCAAGGAUUAUGUAGGUGAAGAUGUUAAUGCUAACAAUUUUUACAAUGUUAUCCUUGGGAACAAAAGCGGUAUAGUUGGGGGAAGUGGGAAAGUUGUGAACAGUGGUCCAAAUGACCAUAUAUUCAUCUACUAUACUGAUCAUGGUGGCCCUGGCAUUGUCGCAAUGCCAAGUGGAGAACUUGUUUAUGCAAACGAUCUAGUUGAUGUGUUAAAAAAGAAGCAUUCUUCAGGGAUGUAUGACAGACUGGUGUUUUACCUAGAAGCUUGCGAGUCUGGAAGCAUGUUUGAUGGUCUUCUCCCUGAGGGUCUUGAUAUCUAUGUCAUGACUGCAUCAAAACCUGAUGAAGAUAGUUGGGCGACGUACUGUGGUGAGGGUACUCCUGAUGAUCCCUGCUUGGUUGAGUGUCCCCCUCGCGAGUUUGAAGGUGUGUGCUUGGGAGACUUGUACAGUGUUGCCUGGAUGGAGGAUAGUGAUGUAGAAGAUCGAGAUGCUGACAGUGUGCAAGGGCAGCAUAGCCGAGUUGCAAACAGAACUGCAGCCAACAUAACAGAUGGUGACUAUGGCUCCCAUGUCACGGAAUAUGGUGAUAUAGUGGUGAGCUUUGAUCGUCUUUCCGCGUAUAUGGGUGAAGCUUCCACAAACCACAGUCAUGCCUCUGUGGAUGCCAUGUCAUUCUCGAGAUUAUCAAAGAAUGUGGAUCAGCGCAGUACUGAACUUUUCUAUUUGUUCACCAAACACCAAAAUGCUCCUGAAGGCUCUCAUGAGAAAUACGAAACUCAUGUGAAACUUAAUGAAGUUAUAUCACAGAGAAGUCAAGUGGACAACAAAGUAAAACGUCUAGGGGAGCUUCUUUUUGGUGUUGAAAAAGGUAAUGAGGCACUACAUAGUGUUCGACCUGCUGGACAACCACUUGUUGACAACUGGGAUUGCCUUAAAUCCUAUGUCAAGAUAUUUGAGGCACACUGUGGAAGAUUAACCCCAUAUGGGAGGAAACACGUACGUGGUAUCGCCAACAUCUGCAAUGCUGGGAUUACGAGUGAGCAAAUGACUGCUACAUCUGCACAAGCAUGUUCAAGUUAGUAGAGGGUACUCGUGGCAAAGAAUAUAUAUAUCGUAUGCUUAGCCAGUUUAUGUCAAGACUGCAAAAUUUCACUUUUAGCUACACUCAGAAUAACGCUGCUUAGAAUUAGCAGAUCUUUGCCCAGUUUCCAUGUACUAAAGCUUUACUUUCUCAAUAAAAAUGCCUUUUGACCUUUUUAUUCGCUCAAAGUCUUGUUCAGCUUCAUCCAAGUCCAAUUUUAUCUGAUUUUUUCGUGGAAAAUGAUGUACAUUCAGCAGCUACUACAUGUCCCGCCAAAUCAUUAACCUGGCAGCAAAAAACUUCUCAGAGUUCUCGUACAUAUUCAAGCCUUCUUAUUUGAACAAUUUUGAAGAAUGUAAGUAAAGAGGGUAAAUUUUGCAAAUUUAUGGCUGUAGUGUAAGAGCAAGCAAAAAACUUGAGUAAGGGUUUAUCUAUUUUAAGAAGUGCUCCGAGAAAGCAAAAAAGAAAAACGUUAAACUACAGUUGGAUAGACAUGGUUAAUUAGCUUAUAAAAGGCAAGUUGUGAAAGCAAAAAAGAAAAAAGACAUCCAGAAAAGAGAAGAUUCUGCUGCAAAAAUAUAUUUCCUUCUAUCACUCUUAAAACAUUAUGAUUUUGUCAGUACAUAGCACAGUAAGAUUACUGGGCAUCAUGUAUCAGAAAUGCAUAUUCACAGAACUCAUCUUGCAGACAAGAUUAUUUAUAGGGGAUAAUUAAGGCUUAAGAGACUCUGUAACUUGGUGUGAAGCCACUUCUCUUACCUUAAAAAAACAUCUGUAUUAUAUGCUUCUCUUUGUUCUAACCAUCUUAAGACUUAUUCCUGCAACAAUGGCAUCUUCGAGAGAGAUGACUAUUGAUUUUGUUAAUUUUUAAAGGAUUUCGAGGGGCUUUCAUGCAGUAAUAGAAAAAAGAAUGCACUUCUGGCAACCUUGAAU